CUAAAACCCAUACGUACUGACAUCGUAUAGAUAUUCGUAAUUCCCCAUACCAUACGCAAAUAUUUUAGGACUACUAAAAUUAUUGCUUAACCACAUACCUCUCUUUUCUCAAAUUCUCUCUUAAUUUUGAAAAAAAUCUGCAAAUUUGUUUCACUUAAAAUUCAUCCAUGGCUGGAACAUCGGAGAUUGAUCCCCAACUCGUUAUUUCACACGAAUUUCCUGAGACGACCUACAGCUAUACUGAAAGGGACGCUGCACUGUAUGCACUUGGUGUUGGAGCUUGCUCGAGAGAUGCGGUGGAUGAUAAGGAGCUGAAAUAUGUUUACCAUCAAGAUGGACAGCAAUCGAUUGAGGUUUUGCCAACAUUUGCUAGUUUAUUUUCUGUUGGACUUCAGUCACGGAUUCUAGGGAUGCCGGGUUUGGAAUUUGACCCUCGUCUUCUAUUACACGGGCAGCAGUACAUAGAGAUAUACAAACCUCUUCCUUCUAAUGGUUGUAUACUUAAUAAAGCGACAGUGUCUGGGUUACAUGAUAAAGGUAAGUCAACAGUUCUCGAGGUUGAAAUUUUAAGUUAUGAAAAAGAGUCUGGCAUACAGCUGUGCAUGCAACGGGUUGCUGUCUAUUUGCGUGGUGCUGGUGGAUUCUCAAAAUCAUCUCAGCCUUACUCUUAUACAAAAUACCCCUCCGGUCAGGCACCGACUUACAAAAUUCCUAAAAGUCAACCAUUUGCUGUAUUUGAAGAAUGCACGCAUCCGUCACAGGCCCUCCUUUACAGGCUUUCUGGUGAUUAUAACCCAUUGCACUCAGAUCCUAGAGUUGCCGAAAUCGCUGGAUUCUCUCGUCCAAUCUUGCACGGACUGUGCACUCUCGGCUUUGCAGUUAGAGCCAUCGUCAAUAGCAUCUGCCGGGGAGACCAGAAUAUGAUCCGCAACAUAACUGGGAGAUUUCUAUUACAUGUCUACCCAGGUGAAACAUUGAUAACUGAAAUGUGGAUUGAAGGCUUGAGAGUGACUUAUCAGGUGAAGGUCAAAGAACGAAGCAAGGCCGCACUUUCUGGCGUCGUCACUCUUAACCGCUUCGCCUCAUCUCUGUGAUCUCUAUAUUGCCGAUGGGAGGAUCCCACAGUUUAUCGUAUCCCACUGUUAAUUUUAUCACUAGGUGUGCUUGUGGAUUAUGUGCCUUUACUCCUCUUGUGCUCUUAAUGAUUUAUAAUAACUAGUUCUCCAUCUCGUGCUAUGCAUUGCUCAUGUUUUUGUAUUUUAGACGAGCUAUUCCAAAUGUCAACAUAAGUAGCUUGAUUUGUUUCGAA
Molecule: messenger RNA, 1309 nt
Organism: Salvia miltiorrhiza (redroot sage)
Lineage: Eukaryota; Viridiplantae; Streptophyta; Magnoliopsida; Lamiales; Lamiaceae
Product: enoyl-CoA hydratase 2, peroxisomal-like
Exons: 11
Coding region: 168-1094 (308 amino acids)
Cellular component (GO): peroxisome
Source: RefSeq, a predicted model, not a curated record